Molecule: messenger RNA, 468 nt
Organism: Guillardia theta CCMP2712
Lineage: Eukaryota; Cryptophyceae; Pyrenomonadales; Geminigeraceae
Exons: 2
Coding region: 1-468 (155 amino acids)
Source: RefSeq, a predicted model, not a curated record
AUGAACUCCGUUCACGCUGCUCCCGUCCCUCCCUCCCCUCCCCGUCGCCCCAAGAAGUCUGACAAGUGGACCCAAGACAGGAAGCAGCGCCACAAGCUCUCCUGCAGGAACAAGAGCAGGCUCAGCCUCCAGGACAAGAUGGACAUCGUGUCGCUCUUCUACAGUCCGAUGCCGCCGUCAUCGUCGACGACGCAGGUGGUCACGCAGAGCUCCAUCGCCAAGAUGUACGGGAAGAGCCGCUCCGCCAUCUGCAAGGUCCUCAAGUCGAAGCAGGUAGAGGCCUUGCUCCAAAAGGUGUUAACGGCCGGUGACACGGGAAGAGAGCGGUGGGCGGGGACCCAGGCCUUGCGGGAGGCGAAGAUGCCGAGCAUAAAGAGAGAGGGAGGGGAGGAGGAGUCUUCUGCGGACGCGAAGGAGCUUUGUGGAAGCGGGCGGAUGCUGAAUGUGAGCACCAAGGAAAGAGGAUGA